AUGGCUCUUUUCUUAAACCGCAUCAGAUCGGCGUCGCUCUUCACGUUCACUGUAUCCUUCAUCUUCAUCUUCGCACUCGCCCAAGGCUUACGACCUUCUGAUCAUGGCCUACAGUAUCAGUUCAGCUCACCACCGACUGAAUCUCACUCACCUCCCGAGAAAAUGAUGUCCUUCUUCGGAGAUUCCCACUCUCCUCCUCCUCAGCUCCUCCCAAAAGCUUCGGAGGCAGACGGCGAAGACGAUGACUCGUGGUGGCGUGACGGAGCCGAGAACAGACGUGAUCACGUGAUGAGGCACGUGUUUCUUGCGGCGAGUAUCAUCUGCGGCGUCUCCGGUGUUGCGCUUCUUGUGGUUUUCACUUUGGUUUACUUCUUUAGGUAUCGAAAACAAGAUCCAUCCAACUUACCCUGUAACGAUGAUUUAAGGUAG
This is a messenger RNA of Eruca vesicaria subsp. sativa (arugula), 429 nucleotides long. The record is from the annotation of a GenBank genome assembly. Lineage: Eukaryota; Viridiplantae; Streptophyta; Magnoliopsida; Brassicales; Brassicaceae.